This is a messenger RNA of Drosophila persimilis, 1246 nucleotides long. RefSeq lists its product as uncharacterized. Gene Ontology annotation, molecular function: DNA binding. The record is from RefSeq and is a predicted model, not a curated record. Lineage: Eukaryota; Metazoa; Arthropoda; Insecta; Diptera; Drosophilidae. The coding region runs from base 1 to 1158 and encodes 385 amino acids. Gene Ontology annotation, cellular component: RNA polymerase I complex. The transcript has 3 exons. Gene Ontology annotation, biological process: nucleolar large rRNA transcription by RNA polymerase I; transcription elongation by RNA polymerase I; RNA polymerase I preinitiation complex assembly.
AUGGAUGAUAAAACCAUUAUUGAGACUGUUUGUCGCCAUCAUCACGAUGAACAACCCGUAAUGCUUAAAUUUCAGAAUGGCUCUUUGGGCGGCACCGCCGACUUCUCUAUCGUAGAGAGUAGAAAGGAUAAGCGGAAGCGCGCUGCGGUCAUUGCCGGCGACCAACUUUACACGGGGGAGGUGCGGGAUAACGAGCAGUUUGACACGUACAUCUGCUUGCGCGAAAAGAGCACAAACAAGGUGCAAAUCAUUCCCGUUCAGCAGGCGCUGCUGUCCAAUAGCGUCUACCAGCAGCUGGAACAGAAAGAGAAGCAGAAGGUCUUACCAAUGCUUACCAAGGAGCAUGCUGCUAAGAAACUCCUGAAGGAGUACGGAGGUCGCAAGGCCUCGCGCCUCGUGGACAAUCGCGAAAAGAUGAUGGUCAAUGUGGAAGUUGUGCGUCAAGAUUUGGACGAAACAGUGCAGGCCUCCCCACAGAACGACGACGAAGAGGACAAGACACUGGCCGACGUGAGUGCCAGCAACGAGGAGUACUUGGCCACCAUAGUGCCCAAGUUUGACAAAACAGCCACUAAGAUCAGUGAGGUGUUUGACGUGGAGGACGUGGUGCCGGCCAACUUGCUGGAGAGGCUAGAUGAGGAGGCCAAGGUGGUGUACGCUACACCGCUGGAGGCGCUGCCAAUUGAGUCGGAGUAUCUUCGCACUUGCCUCAAGCGCAUCCAGGAUAGGGAGAUAGCCUCGAAGCAGGACUUUCUGCACAUUAAGCUUAUUAUCUACAUGGACGCCCUGCAGUCGCUGAUAGCACUGCGCUCGCGACAAAUGAAGGGCGCGGAGCUGUCCCGCAUCACGGAGAAGAUCGAGAACGACAUACGUCACCGCUUUGCGGACCCUAAUGUGGCCAAGAGCUGCACCCGCACCAAUUACAGCACGGAGAAGGCGCUCACCCACUUCAUUGUGCUGGCUCUGCUCAUCAGCGACAAGCACGAGGUCGAUGUGAAUGUGCUCUCCCGCACCCUACGCACCACCAAGGAACGCAUCAAAUCGUACGCCCACAUCGUCAAUGCCCGACCCAAGUCCCGUUCGGAUGUGCUCAGUCUGCGCCUGCCCAGCACCGUGCCGGCCUUGGCGAAAUCCCGCCGCUUCCAACGCAAGAAGUAGAAGUAGAACACCCUGUUUGACAUCGAUUAAACAACUUCUAGGUGGCCGGCCUGUCAAGGUCGUCACAAUAAAGUUUAUUUUUACAUUA